CCCGUAUAAAAAGUAAAUACAAGAAAAAAAAAUAUAGAGAGGGUGAGAGGGAGAGAAAGAAUUUGAAAUUCAAAAGGGGCGGUCAAGUCAACUCGUUUGAGGCAGUAAGUAAUACUAAUAGUGUGUGAGGUGAGCUAAAGACAGGUUUAUACUAUUAACUCUAUAUUUUUACACUCUUCCAUUUCUAUGGUGGUUUUAGUUAACACAUUUCUCAUAAUAAAUAAUUUCAGACUUAAAACUCACUCAUGAUAAUGACCUCCAAUGGCGAUUCCAACACUUACGAAGAGGUUCGCAAGCAACGCCUUGAGGAAAACAAGAAGAGAUUUGAGGAUUUGGGUAUUGCAAAGAUCACAAAAAGUUUAUCUGACCUUACAAAUUCUGAGAAGAAGUCCCCGCAACGACAUCUUUCAAAACCCAGAUCGAAGAUUUGUAACUCUGUGGAGCCUAGACGGUCCUCCCGGUCACGCAACCCAGUUCAAUCAUAUUGUGAUGAGGUUUAUGUAGAGCUUCCGUCUUCACGGAAGAGAUCAAGAUCAAAUCCAUCAUCCUGGGCAAGCUAUCUUGCGAGGCCAUUAGACGAAGUCAUAAUAGCUUCUUAUGAAGAAAGGAAUGCUGCUUUUAAAGCUGCAGAGGAACUAGAAAGCAGUUUGAAGUCUGAGAAUCCAACUUUUGUCAAAUCAAUGGUUCGAUCUCAUGUCUAUAGUUGCUUUUGGUUGGGCCUCCCUUCUAAGUUCUGUGAGAAUUAUCUUCCAAAAUCAAUUGUGGAUAUGGAAUUAGAGGAUGAAGAUGGAAAAGAAUUUGAUGCCAUCUACAUUGGCAAAAGAUCUGGCUUAAGUGGGGGUUGGAGAGCAUUUGCUUUGGAGCAUAAGUUGAAUGAUGGUGAUGCCUGUGUGUUUGAGCUGGUUGAACCUACUAGAUUUAAGAUCUACAUAGUUAGAGUGUCCCUGGUUUCAAGUAAGCAAAUUAAAGAGAAUAGUAGUAACGGGGCCAAAGAGAAAUCAACGGGGAAGAUGAAGAAGGAUAGCUCAAAAUCGAAACAGACAAAGAAGUUGAAAAAAUUAGAAGAGCUCCCAACAAAGUGCAUGAUAGAUGAUGAAGAGGAACAGGGUGUAAGCCCAAAUAAGAGGAAUGGGUGUGUUUCAAAGAGUGUGAAGAAGGAAGUUGAAUCAGAGAAAGCCAGUGAAACAAAUGAUGAUGAUGCUGCUGCUUUGGGUCAGGAGAGUGCAAAAUGUUCCUUUAGGAGAUCUAAGAGGAAACUUACCCCAAAGUCUUCUCGUCAUAGCUUAAUUUAGAAUGCAGAACCUCAAAUCCAUUACUAAAUUAAGAAUGAGUCUGACCAGUUUUUGCUUGUUAGGAAUUUGACUAUCAUAUAUUUUUCUUGGGAGUUUUUGCCUGUUAGGGAUUUGACUAUCAUGUAUUUUCCCAAGCUGCCGGAUUAACAUUAUAUCUUACAAACGAGUGUAACAAUGUGUCACACUUCAUAUAUUCAAUAUUAAACACCUUAAGAUUCUACAAA
Cannabis sativa is the source of this 1516-nucleotide messenger RNA. RefSeq names its product putative B3 domain-containing protein At5g58280. The record is from RefSeq and is a predicted model, not a curated record. Gene Ontology annotation, molecular function: DNA binding. The transcript has 7 exons. Lineage: Eukaryota; Viridiplantae; Streptophyta; Magnoliopsida; Rosales; Cannabaceae. The coding region runs from base 246 to 1292 and encodes 348 amino acids.